Messenger RNA from Thalassophryne amazonica, 2219 nucleotides. It is a transcript of the gene efna2a, whose product is annotated as ephrin-A2a. Gene Ontology annotation, cellular component: plasma membrane. The record is from RefSeq and is a predicted model, not a curated record. Gene Ontology annotation, biological process: axon guidance; ephrin receptor signaling pathway; osteoclast differentiation. Gene Ontology annotation, molecular function: ephrin receptor binding. Bases 690 to 1304 code for a protein of 204 amino acids. The transcript is spliced from 4 exons. Lineage: Eukaryota; Metazoa; Chordata; Actinopteri; Batrachoidiformes; Batrachoididae.
GCUGCUUGCACCAAAUGAGGAUCCCGCCCGGUGGAUCGUGUUGCCGCCACAGACGAAGCUUUCACUGGGAGCGUGUUCGGGCUGGAAGCUGCUGAUCCUCAGCGGGUUUCCGGCUGCGCCGCGCGGCGUGACGCACAGAGAAGUUAAAGAGGCGGCGCUGGAUCCGAGGAGGAGGGAGCGAAGGAUGCUGCCAUAACUUUGGACCAAAACGAAAAAGCGCGUCCGUGCGCACGGAGUGUGUUAAGUGAAUCUGCAGUAAGGAAGGGGGAGGGAUUUACGCGGACGCACUUUCCGGACAGUCCGAGAGGAGAUCUGCGAGGAGCCGAACGAAGCGUCAGGCGGCGGCGAUCGGAAAGAUGACGGACAGUUUUGAGGCCGUGCCGAGCAAAGACAUCGCCGGUUAGAUCUGCGCGCGCCUCCGGUGCGAGCGGCGCGUCUCUCCUCGGCCGCGCGUAAUGGGAGAAAAAGUUUGGGAGCUGUUCAGAGGAGACGCACACGCAGCGGCGGCACCGUGCCAGGUGAAGCUCAUCAGUAAGUUUGAAAGUCCCAGCAUGACUUGGGGAAAACCGCCGGCUUGAUUAGUGCACACGCGCGCGGACGGACAGCGACGAUCUUUAGAGGGGGAUUUCUUUUACGCACAGGACCCCUGAUCUCACACACACACACACAGAGAGAGAUUUGCUCGCCGGAUGUCUGCGAUGGGGCAGAGGUGCGUGAUGGAGGUGAUGGUGCUCACCGUCCUGUCGUGGGUGUGCGUGUGGGCGGAGGAGAAGAUCAUAUUUGACAGACACGCCGUCUACUGGAACAGCUCCAACCCCAAGUUCUGGCAUGGAGAAUACCGAGUAGCAGUGAACAUCAAUGAUUAUCUAGACAUUUACUGUCCUUACUAUGAGGGUCCUCCAUCCCAUGGACGUAUGGAGCGCUACAUCCUCUUCAUGGUCAACCACGAGGGCUACACUUCCUGCCAGCACAGGAUGCGUGGCUUUAAGCGCUGGGAAUGCAACCGUCCCAGCGGUCCUGAUGGACCCCUGCGCUUCUCAGAGAAGUUUCAACUCUUCACACCUUUCUCCCUGGGCUUCGAGUUCAGACCUGGACAUGAGUACUACUACAUCUCAUCUCCUCACCCAAACCAUGUGGGGCGGGCAUGUCUUAAACUGAAGGUGUAUGUCAGACCCCCAGAUGGGUCGGGAUAUGAUUCUCCAGAACCCUUCCUGACGGACGGCGGUCCGAGCCGGAGGUCCGGGUCCGUGGCCCCGUUGGCCGUUCUGGUCUCGCUGUUGCUGGGACUCUUCUCCUGGCUGUGAGCCCGUUCUCUUCCGUGGAGCUCCCACCCCGAGGAUUCUGGGCUGGGCUGGUUGUCCCUCUAAUUCCACCACCCCUCAGGGAAGCCCUUCGUCUCCCUCCCACCUCCACCUCUGAACUCCCACAAACCACCCCCACUGCCAGCCCCCGUACAAGGCCCAGUCACGGACACCUUCUCCAGGCCUGGCUGAAAGCGCCGGCCUGGUCUUGGACUGUUUGGGAGGCGGUCCUUCAUCUCUGAUCUGCCAAUUCUGGAAGAAAGAGAUGCAAAGCACCUCUCAGCUGAUAAACACAAGGGAAAUGUCUCUGCACUCAUUUCAGGGGGCCGUUUGAUUUGACUAUUGACUCUUCAUCGCUGAUGAGCUCCAUGUAGCCGUGGCUAUGAUUAAACUUGUCGUUCCAGUGUAAUUCCUACCGGGAGGAUGCAUUAAGCGAUAGGCCUGGAUGCACAAAAAUUGGAUUUUGCUCACAUUGCUGUCCUAUCCUCCAAGCAAGAAUUGGAAGUGGCCGAGCUUGCUUUGUAAUUGGAAUUCUAUAGUGUCUGGACACAUUCCAAUAACAACGCACAGAGGAGCAACGCAUAGAAACUGAGAAGAGUAGGUUGCCAGACCAGCGCAGAAAAGGAUCUAUUAAAUAGGACUAUGUUAGAAAGUGUCAUAUUGUAUGUGUUGAUAUGUUCAGAGCCAAUGUACAUUUGUGGCAAUGUAAUAGAAAAGUUAUCCAGAGCAGCUGAAAAAUCACAAUAUGAUGACAAGUAUAACCAUGGCCAGUUUUAGGAGGAGGGUCAGGGUUGUGUGCUGGAUGACUCAUAAAGGACGUUUCCUCAGAUUGUAACGUGAACAGUGAAUUUAGGUAAAUACCCUCACAGACAUCAGGAUUCAUUCAUUUCAGAGCAAAGCCGACUGAGUGCAGGAAAA